Molecule: messenger RNA, 1766 nt
Organism: Anolis carolinensis (green anole)
Lineage: Eukaryota; Metazoa; Chordata; Lepidosauria; Squamata; Anolidae
Gene: tspan1
Product: tetraspanin 1
Exons: 9
Coding region: 75-929 (284 amino acids)
Cellular component (GO): plasma membrane
Source: RefSeq, a predicted model, not a curated record
GGAAGGAGGUAGUCUUGACAAAAGUAAUCUAUGCCCACGGGCAGCAGAGGAGAUAUCUCCUACCACUGGAAGAGAUGAGCUGGGUCAGCUGGGCGGAGAUGGGAUUUUUUGUAGGUUCGAAGAAAGCUGCAGGACCGCUGUUUAACAUUGAGAAACAUCCAUGGCAAAGCUGGGAAAGUGAAAGGAAGAAAGCACAGUUUACAGUCCCAGAUACCAAGAUGAGUUGUUUCACUUUCUUGAAGGUCAUGAUGGUUUUAUUUAAUCUAGCCAUAGUGAUUGGUGGAGGCGUACUACUGGGCAUUGGAAUCUGGGUCAGUGUUGACAGUAGUUCCUUCCUCAACAUGUUUGGCCCGCUAUCCUCCAGCGUCUUACAGUUUGUGAAUGUGGGCUACCUGCUCAUAGCCAUUGGAGCUGUCCUGUUUCUGUUGGGCUUCUUGGGAUGCUGUGGAGCUCAGAAAGAGAGCAAGUGCCUUCUGAUGACGUUCUUCUCAAUUGUCCUGAUAAUAUUCAUUGUUGAAGUUGCUGCUGCAGUGGUGGCUUUGGUCUACACAUCACUUGCAGAGACUAUAUUGCAAGGAACAGUGACACAGCUAUUGAAAAACGAAUAUGGAAAAAGCGCGGACAUUACUACUGUAUGGAAUGCCACAAUGAAAGAUCUGAAGUGCUGUGGUCUAUCAAAUUACACAGACUUUGAUAAUUCCUACUACAUGUCCCAGAAACAUGAAUACCCAUCAUACUGCUGUGAAAAGGACCCCUGUAAUGAAGCUGAAGCCGAGAAAAGCAGUGUGCCGGGCUGUUUCCCCCAGUUGUUAUCUGAAAUACGUAAGAAUGCUGGUGUUGUGGGUGGAGUAGCAGCUGGGAUCUGUGCACUGGAGAUUGCAGCAAUGGCCGUGGCAAUGUACAUCUACUGUCGCUUAGAUGAGAAAUGACUGGGUUAGAGUGCUAUGAGGCUAUCUUGCCAGGAGGCAAGAGGAUGCCAUUCAUAGCAACCUUUCCUUAACCUGUGUCCACAACAAAUUGAACAUUUCUUGGGCACAAAGUGUGUCACAUGAUUUAACUGUACCAAACUGGAAUCUCUAGUGUGUACAAAAAUGAAGGGAAAGUGAUUUGAUAGGAAUUGUUUUGUAAUGUGAAGGGUUCUUAUGUCCAAAGCCAAGAAGAUUGACUCAAAGACUGAAAAACAGAAAAACUGACAGCAUUUCUGCUUUUAAAAACAGUGACCCUUGCCACUUUAAAAAUUGAGGGAUUUUCCCUGCUGGCUUUGAUACUUUUCAUCCAGAGAGACGUACGAGACCUCCCUAGGAGGGUAAACAGUCCAAAAUGCUGCUCAAAGCUUUUGAAAGGCUAUGGCAAAAUAAUCCUGUCUCCAUGCGGUAUAGAAGGGAAUCAGCACCACCUUUCCACCUAAUACAAAUGCUGGAAAAACACAGAAGAUAAGCAAAGAUCACAAGCUUUUGUUUGCUCCUGGGAUUGGUGCAUAGCUGUAAAGAGUCACUGCAUGGCAAAUCCCAUUCUGCUAGUCAGUAUGUAUAGUAACAUAUUCCCCUAUUUCUUUCCCCACCCUCCAAUGCUCCUUUUGACUCGCCAGAGUCUGUACGGGUGUCUGGUUGAGCUGGCUCUAUUGGAACAGAACCCCUUUUAUUAUGGAUUGUAUUGUAUGUUGGCCCAGACUUCUAUUUUUUUUUACUCUUUGAGGUUGCAAUUUUACUAUCAAAUCAUUGUUUGCACAAUCUUAUCUAUUACAAUAAAAGCUACUUUUAAUUAUA